Tetrahymena thermophila SB210 is the source of this 666-nucleotide messenger RNA. RefSeq names its product glutathione S-transferase, amine-terminal domain protein. Lineage: Eukaryota; Ciliophora; Oligohymenophorea; Hymenostomatida; Tetrahymenidae. Gene Ontology annotation, biological process: glutathione metabolic process. The transcript is spliced from 2 exons. Gene Ontology annotation, molecular function: glutathione transferase activity. The record is from RefSeq and is a predicted model, not a curated record.
AUGUCUGAAGAUAAGUUGAUAUUAGGUUAUUGGCCAUUUAGGGGUGUUGCUUAAACAAUUAGAUACCUUCUUGAAUACUUGGAAGUUCCAUACGAACAAAAAAGUUAUAUGACUUAUGAAGAGUGGUUUGGAAAAGACAAAAAAGAAUUAGGUGCUGAUUUUCCUAAUUUGCCCUACAUUAAAUAAGGAGAUUUUAUUUUAACAGAAUCUUACGCAAUAAUUAUAUAUCUAUGUAAGAAAUAUAAUAGAUUAGAUUUGUUAGGUGCAGAUAAAAAUGACUUAAUUAGAGAGACUAAAGUUCAUUAAGUAGCAUCAGCCAUCAAAGACACUGGAAAAACUAUUGGUGAUUUGUGUUUUAAUCCUAAGUUCCAUAGCGUUAAAGAUGAGGUUUACACUCAAAAACUUUCAUAAAUGUUAAAAAAAACCACUGAUUUUUUGGGUGAUAAACAAUUUUUGUUAGGAGAAUUAACUAUCACUGAUUUUAUGUUUUAUGAGUAGCUAUAAUACUUCAAAAAUAUCUUCCCUGAAAGUAUAACUCCUUAGUUAUAGUAAUUCAUUGAAAGAAUAGAAAACAUUCCUAAAAUUAAAGAAUUUUUAAAUUCAGAUAGAAUUUUCAAAAAAUAAUUUCUUCCUCCUACCUUUGCAACUUGGUCAGGUAUUGAGUGA